This is a messenger RNA of Juglans regia (Persian walnut), 2382 nucleotides long. Its product is annotated as transmembrane 9 superfamily member 8-like. The record is from RefSeq and is a predicted model, not a curated record. Gene Ontology annotation, cellular component: membrane. The coding region runs from base 124 to 2046 and encodes 640 amino acids. The transcript has 7 exons. Gene Ontology annotation, biological process: protein localization to membrane. NCBI's taxonomy places the organism in Eukaryota, Viridiplantae, Streptophyta, Magnoliopsida, Fagales, Juglandaceae.
AGAUCUAAAACUUCCACAAAUGCCAGUGAGUGAGAGAAAUAGAGAGACAGAGAUAGAGGCAGAGACAGAGUUCUAGAGAGAGAAAGCUAGGGAAUUAGGUGGAUCUAGAUCUCUUCGGAAGCCAUGGCGAGAGGACAUCUCGCUCUUCACCGGUGGAUCUGUCUGAGUCUAAUGCUUUUCGUCCAUGCUGCUCACUGCUUCUAUCUCCCUGGUGUCGCUCCCCAAGACUUUCAAAAUGGGAAUGACUUGAAGGUGAAAGUGAACAAAUUGACCUCUACUAAAACUCAGCUUCCAUAUUCCUACUAUUCUCUUCCUUAUUGUCUUCCGGAGAAAAUAGUUGACAGUGCCGAGAAUCUUGGGGAAGUUCUUCGGGGUGAUCGCAUUGAAAACUCUCCAUAUGUGUUUCAAAUGAGAGAACCGCAGGUGUGCAAUAUUGUAUGUCGUCAAACUCUUAAUGCAAAAACUGCAAAAGAGUUCAAGGAAAAGAUAGAUGAUGAGUAUCGAGUGAAUAUGAUUUUGGAUAAUCUUCCCCUGGUUGUACCUUUAAGAAGGCCUGAUCAGGAGAAUUCAAUAGUCUAUCAGCAUGGCUUCCGUGUGGGUCUCAGAGGACAAUAUGUAGGGAGCAAGGAAGAAAAGCAUUUUAUCCACAAUCACUUGGCAUUUACUGUAAAGUUUCACAAAGAUCCAGUGACAGAAUUAUCAAGGAUUGUUGGAUUUGAGGUCAAACCAUUUAGUGUCAAGCAUGAAUAUGAUGGUCAAUGGAAUGAGAAAAGCACCCAUUUAAAAACCUGUGAUCCCCAAGCAAAACGUACAGUUAUCAACUCCGAAUCCCCUCAAGAGGUUGAAGAUAAGAAGGAAAUAAUAUUUACAUAUGAUGUUGAGUUUCAGGAGAGUGACGUGAAAUGGGCAUCUCGGUGGGAUACCUAUCUUCUGAUGGCCGAUGAUCAGAUUCACUGGUUCUCAAUUGUUAAUUCUCUGAUGAUUGUUCUUUUCCUCUCGGGCAUGGUGGCUAUGAUCAUGUUGCGGACACUUUACCGUGAUAUCUCAAAGUACAAUCAAUUAGAGACCCAAGAAGAAGCACAAGAAGAGACAGGAUGGAAACUGGUGCACGGGGAUGUUUUCAGGCCUCCUUCAAACUCAGACUUGCUCUGCAUUUAUGUCGGGACAGGAGUCCAGUUUUUUGGGAUGAUUCUUGUGACUAUGAUCUUUGCUGUCCUUGGAUUCCUCUCCCCCUCAAACCGAGGUGGUUUGAUGACAGCCAUGCUCGUACUCUGGGUCUUUAUGGGAAUAUUUGCUGGAUACUCUUCCUCCCGUCUUUAUAAGAUGUUCAAGGGAACAGAAUGGAAGAAAAUCACUCUCAAAACAGCUGUCACGUUUCCUGCAACUGUCUUUACCGUUUUCUUCAUCUUGAAUGCUAUAAUUUGGGGCCAGAAGUCUUCUGGGGCAGUGCCAUUUGGAACCAUGUUUGCGCUGGUUUUCUUGUGGUUUGGCAUCUCAGUUCCCCUUAUUUUUGUGGGUAGUUAUGUGGGUUUUAGGAAGCCCGCAGUUGAGGAUCCUGUGAAAACCAAUAAGAUCCCUAGGCAGAUCCCAGAACAGGCUUGGUACAUGAACCCAGCAUUCUCUAUCCUAAUUGGAGGCAUACUCCCCUUUGGUGCCGUAUUUAUUGAACUCUUUUUCAUCCUCACUUCAAUUUGGCUGCAACAGUUUUAUUACAUAUUUGGUUUCCUCUUCAUUGUCUUUGUCAUCCUUAUUGUCACUUGUGCCGAGAUUACAAUUGUACUAUGCUACUUCCAGCUGUGCAGCGAGGACUACCUUUGGUGGUGGAGGUCGUAUUUGACUUCAGGUUCCUCAGCACUGUACCUUUUCCUCUAUGCUGCCUUCUACUUCUUUACAAAGCUUGAGAUCACAAAGCCAGUGUCUGGGAUCCUGUACUUUGGCUACAUGCUAAUUGUCUCAUAUGCAUUCUUCGUGCUGACUGGUACAAUUGGUUUCUAUGCUUGCUUCUGGUUCACAAGGCUCAUCUACUCAUCAGUGAAGAUUGAUUAAUUGUUUUUCAAGUGAUGAUCGAGUGGCCGUUCGGUACUGGCCUGAGGAAGCACAGAGUUUCACUUGGGAUGUAAAAUCGUGGGGAAUCCUUCUGAACUUACCAGUUGGGUUCAGUUUUGAAUUUUAAAUCACAGAAAUUGUUAUUAUUGGUAGUCUUCCCUAUACAGGUUCUUUGGCAGUUCUAGUUCUCACCCUUCUCCCCAAACCCCACGUCUUUGUUUUUUUUUUUUUUGUUCUCAUUCUUAUUGUUCUGUAUUAGACAUUUGAGGGUGGUGUUAAGCAAUCCCCCGUCCAAAAUGCUUAUUUUCGAAUGAAGAAGGAAUUAUUUUGUGUCAA